ACCAGAAAGUGGUAACCUAUAUAAAGCAUACCGAAAGCACGCACACAUUCACCGUUCCCAGAGCUCCUUCGUCGGCCACUUAUUCUCAGUUCCCGUCCUUUGCUUACCCAGUCUUCGUACUUCGCAGAGCAUGGGUCACAACAACAAGACCAGGCGGUUCAAAAAUCACCCCUCCCAUAGGGCGCAAUCCAGCAGAACCCAUCAACUUCAACGGGAGGACGAGUCUCUUCCAUCUGAUCAAGUUGCAGCAGCUGAAGAGGAGCCUGCAGGUCCGAAAAUCCAACUUGCCAUGUGGGAUUUCGGACAAUGUGAUGCAAAAAGGUGCACAGGAAGGAAGCUUUCAAGAUUCGGCCUACUAAAAGAGUUGCGCGUGAGUAAUGGUUUUGGGGGCAUUGUUUUAAGUCCGGUUGGUACACAAUGUGUCUCAAAAGAAGAUCAUAGCUUAAUGAAGAGGAAAGGGUUAGCUGUUGUGGAUUGCUCAUGGGCCCGCUUGGGUGAUGUACCUUUUGUGAAGCUACGUUGUGCUGCUCCUCGUCUCUUGCCAUGGCUGGUAGCAGCAAAUCCAGUGAAUUAUGGGAGACCAUGCGAACUAUCUUGUGUGGAGGCAUUGUCUGCAGCUUUAAUCAUAUGUGGGGAACAGGAAACUGCAAAUCUGUUGCUUGGCAAGUUCAAGUGGGGUCAUGCUUUCCUGUCCCUCAACAGGGAACUUCUAAAGGCAUACUCCGACUGUGAAAAUAGUACCGAUAUCAUUUCAACUCAAAAUGGUUGGCUUUCCCAACAACGCCAGGUUCCGAAGGUUCCCCCAGAAGUCAAAGGAGCAGGCAUGGCAUCUCCCAGUGGGGAUGAGAACUCUUCUGAUUCCGACGAUGGGCUUCCACCACUUGAAAAGAAUAUGAACCAUCUGAACUUUCGGGAAAGCGAGGAAGAAAGUGAUGAAGAAAGUGAGUAGAUAGAAUAUUAUUAUAUUUAACAGUUGAACAGUGAGGCAGAAAUUGGAGGGUGCAAAACUUGUGGCCGCAAUGAGGGGCUCUGUACAAAUGCCCGAUAACAAAAA
Messenger RNA from Juglans microcarpa x Juglans regia, 1054 nucleotides. RefSeq names its product 18S rRNA aminocarboxypropyltransferase. Gene Ontology annotation, molecular function: rRNA small subunit aminocarboxypropyltransferase activity. Lineage: Eukaryota; Viridiplantae; Streptophyta; Magnoliopsida; Fagales; Juglandaceae. The record is from RefSeq and is a predicted model, not a curated record. Gene Ontology annotation, biological process: maturation of SSU-rRNA. Bases 131 to 949 code for a protein of 272 amino acids. The transcript is spliced from 10 exons.